Conger conger (European conger) is the source of this 1031-nucleotide messenger RNA. Its product is annotated as mesencephalic astrocyte-derived neurotrophic factor-like. Bases 157 to 702 code for a protein of 181 amino acids. NCBI's taxonomy places the organism in Eukaryota, Metazoa, Chordata, Actinopteri, Anguilliformes, Congridae. Gene Ontology annotation, cellular component: endoplasmic reticulum. The record is from RefSeq and is a predicted model, not a curated record. Gene Ontology annotation, biological process: dopaminergic neuron differentiation; neuron projection development. The transcript has 4 exons.
AGCGAAGUGUUGAAUGAGAUCACUGCGUUUUCGGAAGGAGCCUGCGAGAGCCGAACGGCCAAAAAACCAAGUACAACUUAUCGUCAAGAAGAGCAAGCACAUGCCGUAUUUUUCCGGAUUUGUGUGAAAUAUUCAAAAAUAUAUUUUGGACGUGAAAUGUUGUGUUUAAGUGGUCUUUCGGUGGCGAUCGCCUUUGUAUUUACACCCAGUAUCGUCAACGGAGCUUUGAAGGAUGGAGAAUGCGAAGUGUGCGUCACGUUCCUGGGGAGGUUCUACCAGUCCCUGAAAGACAAUGAUGUGAAGUUCACCAGCCAGGACAUCGAGAAGGCCCUGGUCAAAGCCUGCAAGGACACCAAGGGGAAAGAGAACCGGCUGUGUUACUACAUUGGAGCAACUAGUGACGCCGCCACCAAAAUUGUGAAUGAGGUUUCGAUCCCUCUGAGUUCACACAUCCCCGUGGUCAAGAUCUGCGAGAAACUGAAGAAGAAGGACGGCCAGAUAUGUGAACUAAAAUACGACAAGCAGGUGGACCUGAGCACGGUGGACGUGAAGAAGCUGAAGGUGAAGGAGCUGAAGAAGAUUCUGGAAGAGUGGGGCGAGUCGUGCAAGGGCUGUGUGGAGAAGUCCGACUUCAUCCGCAAGAUCAACGAGCUGAUGCCCAAAUACGCCCCUUCUGCUGCCAAGGCACGCACCGACCUCUGACGGACAGGCCUCUGAGCCAAUGGGGACGGGCCUUCCUGCCUGGGGGCGCGGCCCGUUGAGACUGCCCUGCGGACCACCUGAAAGACUGUAUUGUACAUGACUUUAGUUUCUUGUUAAGGGAUAGGAUUUGUUUUUUUUGUUUUUUUAUAACUUAUGAAAAAAAAAAAAUUGUAUCUUCUAUUAAAAACAGGAAAAAUGCACAACUGUUGUAUUCGAUUGGACAGAGCUGGUGUUUCUCUACUGCGUACAUUUUAAACAAAUGUGCGACCCCUUUCCUGUAUAUGAAAAAGUACAGUUCUUUUUUUAAUAAAAGGAGUGAUGGGACCGGA